CGUAGUGCGUUCAUGGCUUAUGUGGCGACGAAGAAACAGCCGAUUGACGUGAACGCGGCUUCAAUUGUUGAGUUAAAAGCGGAGUUAUUCAGGAAGCAAGAAGAAUUCAAAAGGCAAAAGUUAUUGCCAAAAAGCGAGCAACCUGUUAAGACAAAGAAACCAUCUGUGUUCGAGAAACGCAAUCGUGGCAUAGACAAGAGAGUUGCAAAGGAUGUACCAGACAAGCGAACGGCUGAAGAGGUGGCCGAAGAAGAAGCAGCUCUUCGAAAAUCAAAGGCAAAACUUGAGGAAAAAGCUGCAUUGUAUGAGCAGAUGUUACAGGGCAAAUGUACAAAAGACUUUACAAAUAGAGAAGAUGGAUAUUUGGUUGACUUUGAGCAGAAACAGAUGAACAAGGUUGAAUCUGAUCGAAAGAGAUCUCAAGGCAGUAGAUUUGAAGAUAGUGAUGAUGAUAAUGAUGAAGUGAACAACAAACCUAUUCCUGAGCCGGAGACACCAGAUGAUGAAUGGGUGGAAUAUACGGACUCACUCGGAAGGUCUCGUCAAUGCUUGCGAAAGGAUCUGCCGCACAUGCAGGAAAUGGACAAGUCAGUCCGAUCUCAUCAAGAUUCAUCGUUGCCUCCGUUAUCCGAGCGAACUCUCUUAUCAGACGACAUGAAGAGAGAAAUGCUUCGCCAGAAGUGGGAAAAGGAGGAAGAAGAAAUGAUGCAGCGGCAAGGCCCGACUCACUACGAGAAUGUGCGGUUUGACGAGGUACGUUCACAUGGCGUUGGAUAUUUCCAGUUUAGCAAAGACGAAGGACAACGACAAGAGCAACUGAAAAUGCUCAAUCAAAUGAGAGACCAGACCGUCGGACAGAGAGAAAGACGAGACAAGGUAAUCGCAAAGCGUAAAGCUGCUUUAGAAGCGAGACUAGAGAAAGUGAAACUGAAGAAGAUGAAAAAGGCGACUGACAACGUGGAUGAUGUUACAGAUCAGGCAAAACCCGAAGAUUCCAAAAUGACAGAACAGCCGUCUGUGCUUGACAUCGAACAGUCUACAGCAGACGCACAUACUGCAGCCAGUGCAGUCGACGAAGAUAAAGUUGGACAGGCGAGUGCCGAGAGAGAUGCAGCAAAACUGGAACAAGAUGUGUUUGCCAUGAUUAGCAGCAUCCGAAAAGAAGUAGACGAUGCUCAAGCUAAAGAUGUGAAACCAGUCGGCAGGCACUGGGAUGUGUUUAGAAAGCAAGGCGAUGAGCGUCCAAGUGAAUUUGCUCCUCCCACGUUGUACAAUAAGAGCACCAGACGAUCACAAGGCAAACAGCCUCUAUGGCAGCCUGGGCCGAAUCCUGUUGGUGCCCAAUUGUUUGGAAGAAAUAAUGAAAGGACAGAUUCUACUGCUGGUUUUGAGACUAACCCGAUGACUGAAUCUCGGUCAAUGAGUGAUACUCAGUCAAGUUAUUCAGGAUUUCCUCUGUGGCCAUUUAUGCCAUUUCCACCUCCUCCACUGGGAUGUCCUGUUCCCUUCCCACCUCCUGGAUUUCCCUUUCCUCCAUACCCGUCGGCGACCUUUAACAACUCGACUGGCCAAGAACAAGAUGGACCAACAACAUGAGAGAGAUAAGCAUAUAGAUAUAAUUCAUAUAUUAUUGAGGAGUGUUAAUGAUGUUAGAGUUGUGUGGUGUUGUAAUUCAUGGAUUAUUUACUGCAGCAGAUGUUUAUUCUGUAUGAUGCUACACAAACACACACACACACACAC
Molecule: messenger RNA, 1740 nt
Organism: Corticium candelabrum
Lineage: Eukaryota; Metazoa; Porifera; Homoscleromorpha; Homosclerophorida; Plakinidae
Product: coiled-coil domain-containing protein 174-like
Exons: 11
Coding region: 13-1596 (527 amino acids)
Cellular component (GO): nucleus
Source: RefSeq, a predicted model, not a curated record